This is a messenger RNA of Gossypium raimondii (Peruvian cotton), 1238 nucleotides long. Its product is annotated as (+)-neomenthol dehydrogenase. Gene Ontology annotation, molecular function: oxidoreductase activity, acting on the CH-OH group of donors, NAD or NADP as acceptor. NCBI's taxonomy places the organism in Eukaryota, Viridiplantae, Streptophyta, Magnoliopsida, Malvales, Malvaceae. Gene Ontology annotation, cellular component: membrane. Bases 85 to 1044 code for a protein of 319 amino acids. The record is from RefSeq and is a predicted model, not a curated record. The transcript is spliced from 4 exons.
AUCAAGCUCUCGCAUUUCUGGUUUUCGAAUAAGAAUGGCAGAAGCCUCAACCUUUCUCGCUGCCAAAAGGUAUCCUUCGCUUUCAUGGUUUUUUAUUUAUCUAUAUGUAUUAUUUGUCCUAUUAAUCUUUUACCUCCAUCAAAAAGAAAUCUACCUCUUAGGGUAGCAGUUGUAACAGGAGCAAACAAGGGAAUCGGUUUUGAACUAUGCAGGAACCUGGCUUCAAAAGGGAUCAUGGUUGUUUUGACUUCUAGAGAUGAGAAAAGGGGACUUGAAGCUUUUGCAAAAUUGAAAGAUUCUGGUUUGUCUCAUCAUUUAGUUUUCCAUCAACUUGAUGUGACAGUCCCUUCUAGCAUUGCUUCCCUUGUUGAUUAUGUCAAAUCUAAAUUUGGAAAACUUGAUGUCUUGGUUAAUAAUGCUGGAAUUUUUGGAGCUAUUCUACAUCAACAAGCUUUUGUCAAAGCUACUGAACUUGCUGGAUACUUUCCAAGUGAAGAGCAAGCCAGUGAGUAUGAGAUUGCAACUCAAACUUUUGAGUUGGCGGAAGAAUGCUUAGAAACCAACUACUAUGGUGCAAAAAGAAUGGUCGAAGCAUUUGUUCCCCUGCUUCACUUAUCUGAUUCCCCCAGGAUUGUCAAUGUUUCCUCCAUUAUGGGGUUAUUGAAGAAUAUACCCAGUCAAUGGGCCAAGGAAGUGUUGAGUGAUGCUGAAAGUGUUACAGAAGAGCAAGUGGAUGAAGUCCUAAAACAGUUUCUUAAAGAUUUUAAAGAGGGGUCACUAAAAGAUCAAGGUUGGCCCAUUUAUUUCUCAGCAUAUACACUCUCUAAAGCAGCAAUGAAUGCCUACACAAGGAUUGUAGCUAACAAGUACCCAAGUUUCCUUGUCAAUUCCAUUGGUCCUGGCUUUGUGAAAACUGAUAUAACUUGCAACACUGGGGUGUUAACUGCCGCUGAAGGUGCUGAAAAUGUUGCAAGGCUAGCACUGCUGCCAAAUGAUGGCCCUUCAGGUCAUUUUUUCCUUAGGAAGGAAGUCUCAUCUUUUUGAUCAAAGAUUUUACCAACAAGUGUGUCAUAAGAUUAACUUCUCAAUGUUGAGUGAUCUUGGAAUCAAUGAUUUAACUUCCACUGGCAAUGCAAAUUUCCCACGAUACUAUUUUCUUCUUGCGGUGCAAAGCAAGGUUUCACUUGAUAUAUUCAGUAAGAAUUGCCAAGCCGGUGCUGGCUCAUGUAUUUGUUUUA